Messenger RNA from Carassius auratus (goldfish), 4828 nucleotides. Its product is annotated as insulin receptor. The record is from RefSeq and is a predicted model, not a curated record. The transcript is spliced from 20 exons. Lineage: Eukaryota; Metazoa; Chordata; Actinopteri; Cypriniformes; Cyprinidae. The coding region runs from base 48 to 3767 and encodes 1239 amino acids. Gene Ontology annotation, cellular component: insulin receptor complex; plasma membrane; axon. Gene Ontology annotation, molecular function: insulin receptor substrate binding; phosphatidylinositol 3-kinase binding; insulin receptor activity. Gene Ontology annotation, biological process: glucose homeostasis; positive regulation of kinase activity; multicellular organism development.
GCGCGGUAAUAAUCUUCUUCUUCAACUACGCACUCGUGUUGUUCGAGAUGCUGCAGCUGAAAGAGAUCGGCCUUCACAGCCUGAUGAACAUCACCCGUGGAGCCGUGCGUGUGGAGAAGAACCCCGACCUCUGCUACCUCUCCACCCUUGAUUGGUCCAUGAUCCUUGACUCGGUGGAGGACAACUACAUCAUGGCCAAUAAGAAUGAUCGUGAGUGCGGAGACGUCUGCCCUGGCACUGUUCAGGGCAAAACCACCUGCCCCCUCACCACCAUCAACGGGGACUUCAGUGAGCGCUGCUGGAACCAGAAGCAUUGCCAAAGAAUGUGCCCAUCGUCAUGCAAGCACCGUGCCUGCACUAAAGACAACCAGUGCUGCCAUGACCAGUGUCUGGGCGGCUGCUUGGAGCCCAGGUCGUCGAGCAAAUGCGUGGCCUGCCGCAACUACAUGCACAAUAACAUCUGCGUUGACAAGUGCCCACCUGGUUUCUACACCUUUAAGGGCUGGCGCUGCGUCAGCUUCAGCUUUUGCCAGGAACUUCACAACAAGUGUAAGCAGAGCAAAGGUGACUGCCACCAAUACGUCAUCCACAACAGCGCCUGCAUCCCAGAGUGCCCUUCUGGGUACACCACUGUGAACUCAACUUCGUUGAACUGCACCCCUUGCGCUGGCCUCUGUCCCAAGGUGUGCAUGGGGCUGAAGACAGUGGACUCAGUCACUUCUGCGCAGGCUCUGAGAGGAUGCACUGUAAUCAACGGCAGCUUGGUCAUCAACAUCCGCGGAGGGAAUAACAUAGCCUCAGAGCUGGAAGCUAAUUUGGGACAGCUAGAGGAGAUCACUGGCUACCUGACAGUACGACACUCAUACGCCCUAGUCUCUCUAUCUUUCCUUCGCAAGCUCCGAAUCAUCCAUGGAGAGACACAGGAAGUUGGGAAUUAUUCAUUCUACGCCCUCGAUAACCAGAACCUGCGUCAGCUGUGGGACUGGACUAAACACAACCUGACCAUCAACCAGGGUCGCAUGUUUUUCCAUCAUAAUUCAAAACUCUGCAUGUCAGAAAUACGGAAGAUGGAGGAGGUGACGGGCACUAAGAAUCGGCAAGCAAAGAAUGACAUCGUUUCAAAGACCAAUGGAGAUCAGGCUUCAUGUGAGAGCCAGGUUUUGAAGUUCACACAGAUUCGCACGCUUUCUGACAAGAUCAUAAUUAAAUGGGAACCAUUCUGGCCACCAGAUUUUCGAGACCUCUUGGGAUUCAUGGUCUUAUACAAAGAGGCGCCAUACAAGAACGUGACUGAGUUUGACGGUCAGGACGCAUGUGGCUCUAACAGCUGGGUCAUAGCAGAUGUAGACCCUCCGCCUCGUGCCACAGAUGGAAAGGAGCAGCAGGAGCCCGGGUACCUCAUCCUCCCUCUGAAGCCAUGGACACAGUAUGCCAUCAUGGUCAAAACCCAGCUCUCCGCUUCUGAUGAACACCAAGUCCAUGGAGCAAAGAGUGAAAUCAUCUAUGUCCGCACCAAUGCUACCAAACCCUCUGUGCCCCUGGACCCCAUAUCCUCAUCGAACUCCUCAUCUCAGAUCAUUCUGAAGUGGAAGCCCCCUAAUGAUCCCAAUGGAAACAUCACACACUACCUGGUCUUCUGCCAGCAGCAACCAGAGGCCAGCGAGCUCUAUAAGUUUGAUUACUGUCAGAAAGGUAUGAAACUGCCCACCAGAGCCCCCACACAGGUGGACAGUGAAGAGGAACAGAAGUGGAACCAAACCGAAGAGCAGGGCCAAGGUGGUCGCUGCUGUGCUUGCCCCAAAACAGAGAAACAGCUGAAGAAAGAGGCGGAGGAGACUGAGUACCGCAAAACCUUUGAGAACUACCUCCAUAAUGAAGUCUUUGAGCUCAGGACAUCACGACAGCGCAGAUCUCUGGUGGGCAUUGCCAACAGGACCUCUUCUCGUCUUUUCACUACACCUUCUUCACUGCCCAAUGGCUCUGCCACUCGUAGCCCAGAGGAGGAAGCAGAGGCCAAUAAGAUCUCCCUGAUUGUUCAGGCCAAGGAGUCAACGGUCAUCUCCAAUCUGCGCCAUUUCACCAGCUACCAGAUAGAAAUCCAUGCCUGCAACCAUGAGACUGACCCCUCUCGCUGCAGUAUGGCGGCUUAUGUCAGUGCCCGCACCAUGCCUGAAGAAAAAGCAGAUGACAUUGUGGGGUCGAUAACCUGUGAUGUGUCUGAGUACUCCGUACACAUCAGGUGGAUGGAGCCUAAGGCCCCUAACGGCAUGAUUAUUCUCUAUGAAGUCCAUUAUAAGAGACUGGGAGAUACAGAGGAGCUGCACCAUUGCGUAUCCAGGAAGAAUUAUAUUGCAGAUGGAGGCUGCAGGCUGAGAGUGGUGCAUCCUGGGAACUAUACAGUGCGGAUCAGAGCCACCUCUCUGGCAGGCAAUGGAUCAUGGACAGAGCCAAAACACUUCUAUGUGCAAGACCUACGUGUGGACCCAUCCAACAUGCUGAAGAUUGUGAUGGCUCCUGUGAUCUGUGUCUUUCUACUCAUCUUGAUGGGAGGUGUGGGCUUUUUCAUUUUAAAGAAAAAGCAAACAGAAGGUCCGACUGGCCGACUUUAUACCUCUCCAAAUCCAGAGUAUUUCAGCCCAGAUGAGGUGUAUGAGCCAGACGAGUGGGAGGUGCCUCGUGAAAAGAUUAAUCUGUUGCGAGAGUUAGGCCAGGGAUCAUUUGGGAUGGUGUAUGAGGGCAUCGGAAAGGACAUAGUUAAAGGUGAGCCGCAGACCUGUGUCGCUGUGAAGACGGUUAACGAGUCGGCCAGCCUCAGAGAGAGAAUUGAGUUCCUCAACGAAGCUUCUGUGAUGAAGGCAUUCAGCUGCCACCAUGUGGUGAGGCUCCUGGGAGUGGUGUCUAAAGGCCAGCCAACUUUGGUGGUGAUGGAGCUAAUGACACAUGGAGAUCUGAAGAGUUUCCUGCGUUCUCUCAGACCUGACUCCGAGAAUAAUCCAGGUCGGCCUCCUCCAACACUGAAAGAGAUGGUUCAGAUGGCUGCUGAGAUAGCAGAUGGCAUGGCUUACCUUAACGCCAAGAAAUUUGUGCACCGAGAUCUUGCUGCUAGGAACUGCAUGGUGGCCGAAGACCUGACUGUAAAAAUUGGAGAUUUUGGCAUGACGAGAGACAUUUAUGAGACUGAUUACUACAGAAAGGGCGGGAAGGGCCUGCUUCCUGUGAGAUGGAUGGCCCCUGAGUCGCUGAAGGAUGGAGUUUUCACAGCUCAUUCAGAUUGCUGGUCGUUUGGCGUGGUGUUAUGGGAGAUCAGUACUCUGGCUGAGCAGCCAUACCAGGGGCUGUCCAAUGAACAGGUCCUGAAGUUUGUGAUGGAGGGAGGAUAUCUGGACAGACCGGACAACUGUGCAGACAGAUUGCAUAGCCUGAUGCAGAUGUGCUGGCAUUACAAUCCCAAAAUGAGGCCCACCUUCCAGGAGAUCAUCGAGAUGCUCCGAGAGGAUCUGCAUCCCUCGUUUCAGGAGGUCUCCUUCUUCUACAGCGAGGAGAACAAGCCACCGGAGACAGAGGAGUUUGAUAUGGACCUGGAGAACAUGGAGAGCAUCCCGCUGGACCCUUCCUCAUACUCUCAGAGGGACUGCUGUCUAGACGGUGAUGAGGGCUCAUCCGUGGGCCUUCGGGGCAGUUAUGAGGAGCAUGUGCCAUAUACACAUAUGAAUGGCAGUAAGAAAAACGGACGCAUCUUAUCCAUACCUCGAUCUAAUCCUUCUUAAUAUUAUUACCCCAUCAAGCUAAAUUAGAUUGGUUUUCAUCAUUUUAUAGAUUCACUUUCAUCAAGCUCUAUAUCAAAAGCUAAUCAGAAAGUAAUCUCAGGACAUUUUUCUUUACUGCCUCAGUAUGAUGAUGAUGAUACAGGGUGCAGGUUUUUUUCUUGUAUUUAAAGAUACACAUCAACUGCUUCUUUUCUGUCUUUGUGUGAGUAUAUAUAUAUAUAUAUAUUUGCCAAGUUUCAAGGACUGGUCAAAUGGAACAAACUGUGAAAUUAACCUCAGACAACCAAAAGGCUGCUUUAACAUUACAUCUCCUCAGACUUUCCCCUCAUCCACCAUGACUCUGUCCAGGAAAAAAAAAACAGAAUCUAGAAGAAAUUAAGAGGAAAAAAGUGACCUUACUCUGUUUGUGGCCUAUGUAAUGACAAGAUGGAGUUGCGUCUGAAUCUGCUUUGGUGGCAAACCUGUUGAACUUGGGAACUGUAGGAUGAGUGACGUUUAGCAUCCUUCCAAGAACAAACUGGCUACAGGGGAAGCCUGUACAAAACACUGCUUUACUACCUGCAACUCAGUAUUCCAGACUACACCGAGAACGAACAGAUUUUCGGACUAUAUUUUUUUAUUUAUUUGCCUACCUGUGCUCUUUUUCUUCUUUUUUCCCCCCGGUGUUCACACAUUUACAGCUGAAGGAUAUUUAAACUGUUUUCAGGACUUUUGACUAAAAGAGUUCCUCAGAUUGACCAAUAGUUGCUGCUUUGGUAUAUUUUAGUGGGUAUAGAUGAUGAUAAAAGUAUAUAUACAUAUAUUAUUGAUGUUUUUGUAAAUAGUUGAUAUGUUGUCCUUCGAGAGUUAUUGCCGGUUGUAGAAAAAUGUUUUUACAUGUUUGUCUUGAAUCUUUAUUUUUUCUAAUCUGAAAAUCAUACUAAUCAUCCUGGAGCUCUGAUCAGCCAGCUGCUCCAAGAUGCACAGGAGUUUCUAGAUGCCUUCGGAUUCAGAUGUCAAAUCUUGAUAUAAAUGGAAAUAACUGCUGUAAAUAAAGCAGUGAGGUGCAUUCAACAAGAGUG